AGAUGCACUCAUGUCUUAUAUCUCCUCCUCUUUAAACCUGUAUUUCCUGUCCAGCUUAUAAGUUCCUCUGUCUUCCUCAGACAUUAUCAGUACGUGUGCAGGACACAAUGGAGGACAGCAUAGAAGAAGACAUUGAGUCUCUAAUUGAAGGAAUGGCCUAUAUUCCCGGCCACUUUCAUCUGGAGUUAAAUCUGAACGGCGAACCCAAUGGAUCAGCUACCCUUCGGCUCCGGGACACCCAGAUGAAGCGGGAGAGCCUAAGGGCUGAGCUGGAAGCUGAGACGGGACGAUUGCAAUAUGCUGUGCGUAAUAUACUGGGUGUGCUGGCGUUUCAUAUGGACGAACUGGAGACAGCAGAAGAAACAUUUCGUAGCAUCUGCCAAGAGGAUCCAGAAAAUCUCAACGCCUGGGCCAACCUGGGAUAUGUUUAUGAACGCCUGGGCCGUGAGGUGGAUGAGGGGGGGUGUGUGGAGCGUGUGGCUGGCCUCAUGGGGCGAGAGAUGGGAGAAAACCAAACAGACUGCAGGCUUAGGGCAGCCCGGUGCUUGGCUGAACAAGCGUACGCACAUCCUCAUGAUGUGGAAUUGGAGAGGGAUGAAGAUUUACGCGAGAGGCUGACAGCGGCGCUGAUGUUAUACAACCGUGCGCUCGAUUAUGGAGAUGAGCUGAUACCGAUGGAGGAAAAAAGAAAUUGGUAUUUCAAAAUGGCAACAAUUUACAUAAGGUUAGAUGGAAUUGUACGGGAUUCAAAUGACAUUGACUUCACAAGAGUGAACUAUUUCAACAAGGGUCUCAAGCUUCUCACUGAGACUCUAAAAUCUGAGAACACGCAUCUCAAAGCCCUGGCCUGGUGUUAUAUUGGUCUCAUGCUGGAGCGAACGGAGGAGUUUUCCACUGUGCCAAUGUCUGUCCAUGACUGUGGAUACUCUGGAUCAGACCCUCUGACGUGCUACGGAUCGGCCAUUAAGCUUGCAACGGAUGAUGCACUCAUACUCAACAGGCUAGCGAACGUGUUCUUCCUGUCAGGCAAACUGGAGAUGGCCACAGGAAUCUGUAACAUGGCACUCAGUGUUCUACCUGAUGCUGAACUCAAUUGGCAGGCCUACUGCACUCGUGCAAAGCUUAGUGUCACCAAUUAUGCAAAGGAUCUCGACAAAGCAAAAUGUGGCCUAGGUAGCAUUCCUGACCGUCAGAUUCUGAAAGCAGCCCGUGCAGACCUGGAACGUGUUCAGGCUGUUCGACCCUGUUUGAGGACUCAUUUGGAGAUGGGUCAGGUUUACUACUACAUGGGUGUGGAUGCUCUGCAGGAGAGCCUGUUGGUCGAUGAAAUGGCCAUAAACCAGGCCCUGGUCAGUCUAGCUAAAGCUCUACAGUGUCCUCUGGGCUCUACAAUCUCUAAACUACAGCUUCUGAGAGGUCGCUGCCUACUGCUGAAAGGAGAGGAGCAGAACGCCAUUGACUGUUUCAGGAAAGCACUUGAACUGGAGCCUCCCGGCGUUCAAGAUACAGCGAUCCUGCGCUGCCUACUGCAGGCUAUUCUCAUGAGCUUCACCCAGAGCGGGAGAGACACGGGUCAUGCUAUAAUCCAGUUAGAGGAAUGUUUAAAGCAGGCGGAAGAGCGAUAUGGAUCUGCUGUAGUCCAGACUGAGUUGAAGGUACUCUGUCGAUCACACACAGAUGAGGUGACGGAGCUCUCAAAAGAUUUGGUGAAGAAGGGAAGAUUGGAGGUGGUUCGAAAGUUGCUGAGGAGUGUACAGCCACAAGAGAAAAAGUAUUCACUGGGAAGAUCUAUUUCUAUUUGAAAGGAUCUAUGGAAAGUUGACUAUUUAAUAUUCUCUCGGGCCAUUGUUUUAUGUGCUUAGGUGGUAUGCACAUUAAGACGAGGAUUAACAAUAAUGUAACUAUCCAUUUCAAACUGGAGGUAUUCAGUUUUGGUAAUGCUGAGUGAUGGACAAAAUGGUUUUAACCGUAUAACUGUGGUUUUAAAGUUGUAAAAGUCACUUUGGAAUGUUGUCUUUUUGGCUUUUCCUCCAGCAACAGGCCAGAAAGCAUGAAGAGCCCGUUAAACUAAAACCUACAAAUUUGCUAUGGGGUUAAAACCACUGAAAGCCUACACUCAAAAAAAGUGAUUACUGCAGCUUGUUCAGACUACCUGUUUAAAAUGAGCUGAAACAACACAAUUCUUGUCAUUUUUGUGGCCAAUUUAUUUGUUUGAUGUUGAGUCCACUUAAAUUUGUAAAUCAUUAAGUUAACUUAAGCAUUAUAACAUUGAACAACAUGAAAGAAUUGUGUUGGUUGAGAUAUCUGAUUAGGCAUGCUCCCCUAAUCAGAUAUCUCAACCAACACAAUUCAAUUAUAUUGCAUGGGAUUGAAUUGAGAAAGAGAAAUGUUGACAAUAGAAGUAAUCUUAGUUGUUUAAAGUUAAUAGAAAGACUUGUCAGAGUUUAAUCUUUAAUUUAGUUUAAAGAUUUAUAAGAUGUUCAUGUAAUGCUUUGAGUUUUGAAAUAUACCACCUUGCAGAAGCACCCAUGCUUUGGGUAUUAGUAGCUUCAUUAGCAUAAAUGCAGUUCUGAGAUUCAAUUAACUGUAUAUGUAACUCAUAAAAUAUGCUUAAAAUGGCUUUUAGUUCAUUUAUGAUAAUUUAGAACUUUCAAUUUUAUUUAAUUAUUUUAUUUUAUUUAAUUUACAGAUUUCAGAAUGUACGACACAUUACAGUAUGGUAUUAUCACAUGUAUGUAUGAUGUUAUCAGACCUUUGAGUUUAAGUUUAAAUACUGUAAAAAUACAAAUGUAUAUAAACUUUUAUUUGAUAAAAUAAUGUUGGACCAACUCAAUUGCAUUUAAUUGUGUAAACUAUUUUUGCCACAAAAAUUCAUUAGAAGGAAAUGCUGCCCUCAAUUAAACUGACCAUCCAUGGAGUUAUUUUUUGAGUGUAGGGACUUUUCCCUUAGGAACUAUUUCUCUUUGGAACAUUGAAUUAUAUCAUGUUUUACACCAACAUCAUAUUCUCCUGGUGUUUUUAAAGAAAAUUAAGUUUUGAAGAGACGUUAAUUAUGCUUAACUUAUGCUGAUAAUAUUGUUUGUAAUAAAAAAAGUCAUUAAAAUAUAAAGAAUCCAC
Messenger RNA from Danio rerio (zebrafish), 3117 nucleotides. The record is from RefSeq and is a predicted model, not a curated record. Lineage: Eukaryota; Metazoa; Chordata; Actinopteri; Cypriniformes; Danionidae.